UGUACAAGUAUUUGGUAAAUGACUUACUAUAAGUAAAUGUAAAGUAAGUUCAAUUCUGGUAAAAGAGUUAGUACACAGGAUCACUCAUGAAAGGUGCAACAAAUUUCAAAAAGAAGACCCCAAACUCUAGUGCUUUCAAAUAUUUGACUAUUCUUAUGCUCUUGAAGAAGAAUUGUCAACUAUUUGAAACUGUUCAAGUUUUUGAGCUUUUUUUUUAAAUUCAUUAUUAACUAAAUUCAGUUGGGUUAUAAUUUGGAUCACACAAUUAAUAUAGAUGGGGACUGACUGAAGAAAAGGAUCUCGGUCCUUGGGCAUAUUGGGGGAUAUGUCACUCUGUUGCUAGUAGUAAACCUAAUAGAAUUUUUCGAAAUACAGACAUUGAUUAAUAGUAAGAAGAGAUAACUAUCUCUAUAAAAAUCACUAGUUAGGCUUCGCUUGGAAUACUAUGUAGAGUUUUGUCUUAUUUAAGAAGAGGUAUUGACUUACUGGGAAAGACUCAGAGAUGGGCUACUAGAUAAUUUUGGGGAUGGAAGGGUUAUCUUACUGAGAUAGACUAAAAUCUUUUAAGCUAUUUCCUCUUGAGAAAAGAAGAGUAAGAGGUGAUUUUAUCAAAGUUCACAGUACUAUACAGGGAAUGAUAAAAUAAAGGCCUCUGAUUUCUUUGUGCUGUAUUCUGAAGACAACAGUGCAAGAGGACAAAAGUUUAAGGAGAAACAUCUCGAAUGAACUUGUUCCAGUCCAUCACUAAUGCUCUGGAUAUUGCCUUAUCAUCAGACACUACAGCAGUUGUGUUUGGAGAAGAUGUUGCAUUUGGGGGUGUAUUUCGAUGUACUGUAGGAUUACAGGAUAAAUAUGGCAAAGAUCGGGUGUUCAACACUCCACUGUGUGAACAGGGAAUUGCCGGAUUUGGCAUUGGAAUGGCAACUGCUGGAGCUACAGCAGUUGCUGAAAUCCAGUUUGCUGACUAUAUUUUUCCUGCCUUUGAUCAGUUGGUGAAUGAGGCAGCGAAAUUUAGGUAUCGAUCAGGAGGAAUGUUUGAUUGUGGAUCCUUGACAGUCAGAGCUCCAUGUGGAGCUGUUGGUCAUGGAGCACUCUAUCAUUCACAAAGCCCAGAAGCCUUCUUUACUCACUGUCCAGGAUUAAAGGUAGUAAUUCCAAGAGGCCCCAUACAAGCUAAAGGACUCUUGCUUAGUUGCAUUCGAGACAAAAACCCAUGCAUCUUCUUUGAACCUAAAAUUUUGUAUCGAUUGGCUGUGGAACAGGUUCCAUUAAAAGACUAUGAAAUUCCACUUGGUAAAGCUGAAGUUAUUCAAGAAGGUGAUCAUGUAACCCUCGUUGGCUGGGGAACACAAGUUCAUGUUUUGAAAGAAGUUUGCCAGCUAGCCCAGGAUAAGCUGAAUGUUUCAUGUGAAUUGAUAGACUUGGUGUCCAUUUUACCUUGGGAUAAAGACACCAUUGCCAAGUCUGUCACGAAGACAGGACGACUUCUCAUUGCUCACGAGGCUCCUCUGACUUCUGGAUUUGGUGCAGAAAUUGCUGCUUCUAUUCAGAAUGAAUGUUUCCUACAUUUAGAGGCACCUAUCCAGAGAGUGACAGGCUACGAUACCCCAUUUCCUCAUAUCUUUGAACCUUUUUAUAUCCCAGAUAAAUGGAGAUGCCUUGAAGCUGUAAAGAAGCUUAUCAACUACUGAAUUGUUUUUUUUUUUAUUAGAAAACUUUGAUAGACCAUGUAAAGUUAAUUAGUUGGGUUAUAAGGGGUGGUUUUGUAACAUGCUGGUGAACAUUUUUGUUCUUCCUUUUCCAAUUAGUGACAAGAAUAAUAAAUGCUGACCAGAGAGUAAGCUGGGAGUUUAAAACAACAACAAAAAUUUUUCCUUGUUUAAUGGUCCAUGAAUAUAUCAGUUUUCCAGAUGACCCUAGUAAACAAUCGCCUAGUAACUUACCUGAUAAACAUUUAUAAAAAGCUUGGUUCGUCGAGUGAUUUUUAAAGGUUUUUAAAACAAUUUCUGUCUAAGACACAAUUUUUUAAUAUGGUUUAUCUACACCAUUGGAUAUGGUAGAUAUCCUAUGCUUGACAUCUUAUUACAUAUUCUUCUUUGCUUCCUCUCAUACGCUCUUAGAAUUUAUAUGGAAAAAAUAGACUGAGCUUUUUUACUAUCCUGUUAUUGUAGUAGCAACAAUUACAAGAACAAAAAAAAAUGUUGUUUACAUUUAAUAAAUAAACUUAAGUAUUUUUCCAAAGUUAUAUAAGUUAGAUAUGUAAAGACACAUCUAUUGCUUUGUCAUUACCUGUAAAGUAAUUAUUGAUUUCUCAGAGUUAUGUAAAGUUAUUGUACAAAACGUUUGAAAUAAAAGAUAAAUAGUAUGUAAAGAUUUAUUUGUUGAAAUACUUUGCUGGUAAUGUUGUUCCAAGGAGUUCAAUUAGUGUCUGAACAUUUGCCCAAUAUACUUUUUCUAGUUUUUAAAUCAUAUAUAUUAAAUGUUUUCUUUACUUUAGUUGCAAUAGAGUCUUCAGUUAUACAGUUAUUAAUUUUCUAAAUGUAUAGAAAAUGGUUUGAGGAUUGUGUUAUAGUCAGUAAGAAAUAUAAAAAGAAAUAAAGACAUGUUUUAUCUUA
Messenger RNA from Limulus polyphemus (Atlantic horseshoe crab), 2615 nucleotides. RefSeq names its product 2-oxoisovalerate dehydrogenase subunit beta, mitochondrial-like (gene BckdhB). Gene Ontology annotation, molecular function: catalytic activity. Gene Ontology annotation, biological process: response to nutrient; branched-chain amino acid catabolic process. The transcript has 9 exons. NCBI's taxonomy places the organism in Eukaryota, Metazoa, Arthropoda, Merostomata, Xiphosura, Limulidae. The coding region runs from base 723 to 1691 and encodes 322 amino acids. The record is from RefSeq and is a predicted model, not a curated record.